UCGAGCCUCUUUUCUUUAUUUCAUGACAUUAUAAAAACAACGAUUACCGUCAAUAAUCCAUCACAUCACAAAAUGACAGCAUGAGAUGAAAAAUUUGAAAAUUAAAUAAAAUGUGGCUUAAUAAAUUAUAAUGUAACUUAAUAAAAUUAUACACAGUAAACAAAUAUUUCUGUGAUAUGCCAGGGCCAGAUAUAAGAGCCGAUGACAAUCAUGUUCUUGGAGAGAGAUCCACGGAGCCAACUGCGACAGUGCACAGCGGAGUCGAGGCCAAAGCUGAAAGGAAGCUCACCGUUCUCGAAACCCACGGAUACAUCCUCGGCAGAACUAUCGGAUCUGGCUCCUAUGCUACUGUUAAGGUGGCCACCAGCGACAGACAUAACUGCCAGGUUGCCAUUAAAAUAAUAAGCAAAUUUCAAGCGCCGGGUGAUUAUUUGAAAAAGUUCUUGCCGAGGGAGAUUGAAGUUGUCAAAGGAUUAAAACAUGAAAACUUGAUACGUUUCCUGCAAGCGAUUGAAACUACGCAUAGAGUAUACAUUGUCAUGGAAUAUGCGGAGAAUGGAAGCUUAUUAGACAUAAUACGUAAAGACCAACACAUAGAUGAAGCCAGGGGACGACGUUGGUUUCGCCAAUUGGUUGAAGCUGUAGACUACUGUCACGAGCGAGGCGUGGUUCAUCGAGACAUAAAAUGCGAAAACCUCCUAAUGGACCACGGCCUUAACAUCAAACUGUCAGAUUUUGGGUUCGCGAGAGGUCACAUGAAACCCAAAAAUGGAGUGUUUGCCUUGAGCGAGACCUUUUGUGGUAGUUACGCAUACGCCUCUCCCGAGAUCCUAAAAGGCGUUCCCUACAGACCCCAAGAUUCUGAUAUUUGGAGUAUGGGGGUCGUUUUAUAUGCGAUUGUUUAUGGCCGCCUACCUUUUGAUGAUACAAACUACACCCAACUUCUAAAGCAAGUUCAAAACAAAGUCUCAUUUCCUCGGGAUCCAAAAGUUUCCGCGGAAUGCCGCAAGCUAAUUACAAAAAUUUUGGCACCCCUCAAAAUUCGCUCAAAAAUACCACAGAUUCUUGUUGACCCCUGGCUAUGUCCCAAUCCACCAGGUAAAGAUGAAGAUACAGAUACGAAUCAGGAGAACGCCCACACAAGCAAAGACGAAAUAAAAAGCGUUAAUAUAGGCACAGUAACGUUUGACCGGAAAAUGGAAGAGGUUAAAAUAUAAUUUGAGAAAAAUAAAACUAACAAUUUUGUAAAGAACUGUAAUAUAUGAUAUUCCACAGA
Pieris napi is the source of this 1276-nucleotide messenger RNA. RefSeq names its product testis-specific serine/threonine-protein kinase 3-like. Bases 177 to 1217 code for a protein of 346 amino acids. Lineage: Eukaryota; Metazoa; Arthropoda; Insecta; Lepidoptera; Pieridae. Gene Ontology annotation, biological process: intracellular signal transduction; microtubule cytoskeleton organization; protein phosphorylation. Gene Ontology annotation, cellular component: cytoplasm. The record is from RefSeq and is a predicted model, not a curated record. The transcript is spliced from 6 exons. Gene Ontology annotation, molecular function: ATP binding; tau-protein kinase activity; protein serine/threonine kinase activity.